UUCGGUGAACGGAGAGGAGAUCUUCAUUUGAGCUCCAGGCGACCGGAGCAAAGGAAUCCCAACUCUGUAACAGAACAGCAGCUUCCAGAGCAUGAGUCGGCAGCGGCUUAUCUGGUCAGGGACUCGCGGUUGAAGAAAGCUCUAUUUGAUUCCUAAUCUUUGACUCCACCUUACAUCAACAAUCUAUCUUUGCUGCGGGAAGUUUAAGAAGAGUUAUAGUGUCACCUCCAUCACGACCUCUCUAUAUCCGAGCUUUUUCUCCGGGACCUGAAUUAGGGUUUCACUAACAUUGAAGGAUAAGAGAAUGGAUUCUCAUGCCAGCGGUUUGCAAAAGCUAGAGUAUCUAUCUUUGGUGUCGAAGGUCUGUGCAGAGCUCGAAUCCCAUUUGGGGUUCGGAGACAAAGUACUGGCUGAGUUUAUAAUUGAGUUGGGUAGGAACUGCGAGACAGUUGAGGAAUUUGACAAGCAAUUGAAAGAAAAUGGGGCUGAGAUGCCAGAUUAUUUUGUCAUGACAUUGCAGAAGAUUAUUCAUGCUAUCUUGCCGCCCAAGCCCAAGUCGAAGUCCACUAAAGAUGGAAAAAAAGAAGCCGGUGGUGAUGGUAAGAACUCUAGUUUCCCAGCUCUAGUGAUCGCUGACAGUAAAGAUAAGGUGAAGGAGUUGGAGAGAGAGAUUGAACUGGAGACCAAGGAGAAGCACAGAGGGCAUGAAAAUGAGGAUCUUAAGAAGCAUAAUGAUUUAGAUAGAAGCAGAGGAAGAGAUGGGGAUAGAGACAGAAACAGGGACAGAGAUAGGGAUAGGGACAGGGACAUGAGAUCUAGACACAGGGAGAGAGAUAAAGAUGACACAAAUGGUCGGUAUAGAGACCAUGAUGAAGAAGACAAGGGUCGGGGGAGGCAUAGAGAUCGUCAUGACAAGAGUAGAAGAAAUGGGCAUGAUGAAGAUGGAGACAAUAGAGAGGUUGAUGAAAGGAGAGACAGAAGGAAUGAGAGAUAUCAUUCCGAUGAGCCGGAACUGUACAAGGUAUACAAAGGCCGAGUGUCCAGAGUUAUGGACACAGGUUGCUUUGUUCAACUCAGUGACUUUAAGGGAAAAGAAGGGCUUGUUCAUGUCUCACAGAUUGCCACUAGGAGGAUUAGUAAUGCCAAGGACUUUGUAAAACGAGAUCAAGAAGUAUUUGUGAAGGUAAUUUCAGUUUCAGGUCAGAAGCUUAGUCUUUCUAUGCGAGACGUUGAUCAAGAUACUGGUAAGGAUCUACUCCCUCUAAAGAAGAGUUCAGAUGAAGAUGCUUCACGGACUAAUCCUUCUGGAGCAAGUCGUGGUGGUGGUCCCACCACAAAAACUGGACUUUCAGGCAUUCGAAUCACUGACGAGGACGAUGCUGCUCCAUCACGUAGUCGAAGACCAUUGAAAAGAAUGAGCUCACCGGAGAAAUGGGAAGCUCAACAAUUGAUUGCUUCUGGUGUUAUGGGUGUAAAAGAUUAUCCUAUGUAUGACGAUGAGGCAGAUGGAUUGCUAUAUCAAGAAGAGGGACCUGAGGAGGAGCUCGAGAUUGAGUUAAACGAAGAUGAGCCAGCCUUCUUGCAAGGACAGAGCCGAUACUCAGUGGACAUGUCACCUGUCAAGAUUUUCAAGAAUCCAGAGGGAUCUUUAAGUCGUGCAGCUGCGCUCCAAUCCGCCCUUAUUAAGGAGCGUAGAGAAGUUAGGGAACAACAACAAAGGACAAUGCUGGAUUCCAUUCCAAAAGAUCUUAAUCGUCCGUGGGAAGAUCCAAUGCCUGAGACGGGUGAGAGGCAUCUAGCCCAGGAGCUUAGAGGUGUUGGUUUAUCGGCCUAUGACAUGCCUGAGUGGAAAAAGGAUGCUUAUGGAAAAGCUUUAACAUUUGGGCAGAGAUCAAAGCUUUCCAUUCAGGACCAGAGACAAAGCUUGCCCAUUUACAAGCUGAAGAAUGAAUUGGUCCAAGCUGUCCAUGAUAACCAGGUAUUAGUUGUAAUUGGUGAAACGGGCUCAGGUAAGACAACUCAGGUGACUCAGUAUUUAGCCGAGGCUGGGUAUACUACCAAAGGUAAGAUUGGAUGUACUCAGCCCCGUAGAGUCGCAGCAAUGUCUGUGGCAAAGAGAGUGGCUGAAGAGUUUGGGUGUCGUUUGGGAGAAGAGGUUGGAUAUGCUAUUCGGUUUGAGGACUGUACUGGGCCCGAUACAGUGAUCAAGUAUAUGACUGAUGGUAUGCUUAUGCGAGAGAUUCUAGUUGACGAGGAAUUGUCUCAAUACUCGGUUGUAAUGCUUGAUGAAGCUCACGAGAGGACAAUUCACACUGAUGUUCUUUUUGGCUUGCUGAAGCAGCUUGUUAAACGGAGGCCCGAUCUUCGCUUGAUUGUCACUUCCGCUACUUUAGAUGCAGAAAAAUUCUCAGGCUAUUUUUUCAACUGCAAUAUCUUUACAAUCCCCGGAAGAACAUUUCCUGUCGAGAUUCUUUACACCAAACAGCCUGAAUCCGACUAUCUGGACGCAUCUUUAAUUACUGUAUUACAGAUCCACUUGACAGAGCCUGAAGGAGACGUCCUCCUUUUCUUGACUGGUCAAGAAGAGAUCGACCAUGCAUGUCAGUGUCUUUACGAGAGGAUGAAAGGCUUAGGGAAAAAUGUGCCCGAGUUGAUUAUUCUCCCGGUCUAUAGUGCACUUCCUAGUGAAAUGCAGUCAAGGAUUUUUGAACCGGCUCCUCCAGGGAAGAGGAAGGUGGUAGUAGCAACUAAUAUUGCUGAGGCUUCCCUAACAAUUGAUGGGAUAUAUUAUGUUAUUGAUCCUGGAUUUGCGAAACAAAAUGUAUAUAAUCCCAAACAAGGCCUUGAUUCAUUGAUCAUAACUCCCAUUUCUCAAGCUUCAGCGAAACAACGGGCAGGGCGUGCUGGACGAACAGGGCCUGGAAAAUGCUACCGGCUUUAUACAGAGAGUGCUUUUCACAAUGAAAUGUCAUCAACAUCUAUUCCAGAAAUCCAGAGGAUAAACCUUGGAACAGUUACACUUAACAUGAAAGCAAUGGGAAUUAACGAUCUUUUAUCUUUUGAUUUCAUGGACCCGCCUACCCCUCAAGCCCUUAUUUCUGCCAUGGAACAGCUCUAUAGUCUGGGUGCAUUGGAUGAGGAGGGACUUCUGACUAAAUUAGGAAGGAAGAUGGCUGAAUUUCCAUUGGAGCCACCAUUGUCGAAGAUGCUUCUCGCGAGUGUGGAUCUUGGAUGUAGCGAGGAGAUCCUGACUAUUAUUGCCAUGAUUCAGACGGGUAAUAUUUUCUAUAGACCGAGGGAAAAGCAGGCACAGGCAGACCAGAAGAAGGCAAAGUUUUUCCAGCCUGAGGGUGAUCACUUGACUUUGCUUGCAGUCUACGAAGCUUGGAAGGCGAAGAAUUUUUCGGGCCCUUGGUGUUUUGAGAACUUUGUCCAAUCACGGUCAUUGAGGAGGGCUCAAGAUGUUCGUAAGCAGCUCCUCACUAUAAUGGACAAGUAUAAACUGGACGUGGUGAGUGCUGGCCGGAACUUCACAAAGAUAAGGAAAGCAAUAGCAGCAGGAUUCUUCUUCCAUGGAGCAAGAAAGGACCCUCAAGAAGGGUACAGGACAUUGGUCGAAAACCAGCCUGUUUAUAUCCAUCCAAGCAGUGCUUUAUUCCAGAGACAACCUGAUUGGGUCAUUUACCACGAGCUUGUAAUGACAACCAAAGAGUACAUGAGAGAGGUCACCGUUAUUGAUCCCAAAUGGCUUGUGGAAUUAGCCCCCAGGUUCUUCAAAGUGUCCGACCCUACCAAAAUGAGCAAGCGCAAACGCCAAGAGCGCAUUGAACCACUUUACGACAGGUACCAUGAACCCAAUUCAUGGCGGUUGAGUAAAAGGCGCGCUUGAGCUUGAUUCAUCUGUUUCCCCAAGUUAUUUUUGGUCGGCUAUUAUUGUAAGAGAAAUGUAAGCGUCAAACCAAACCUCUCCUCCCCCUUGUUUACAAGUUUUAAAUUUGCAUACAUCUAGUGAGAUAUUAUAACUUAAAUGAUGGUUUUGGUUAGAAGCAAUUUCAUAUUCCUGCAUUUAGAUCUGUAAGUUGAUGCUUCAAUUAAAACAAUAAUUUUGUGCUCA
Impatiens glandulifera is the source of this 4114-nucleotide messenger RNA. RefSeq names its product probable pre-mRNA-splicing factor ATP-dependent RNA helicase DEAH5. Lineage: Eukaryota; Viridiplantae; Streptophyta; Magnoliopsida; Ericales; Balsaminaceae. Gene Ontology annotation, cellular component: catalytic step 2 spliceosome; intracellular anatomical structure. The record is from RefSeq and is a predicted model, not a curated record. Bases 305 to 3889 code for a protein of 1194 amino acids. Gene Ontology annotation, biological process: mRNA splicing, via spliceosome; spliceosomal complex disassembly. Gene Ontology annotation, molecular function: RNA helicase activity; RNA binding; ATP binding. The transcript is spliced from 4 exons.